GUUAUCGAACUUUGGUGAUGUUUAUUGAUAUAGGGAUUCCCGUGGGUUGCACUUGUCAGAGUAGGCCGUGAACAUAAACAGGUAUACAUAGAUAUAUUUGAAUUGUCAGAAUCGAUCACAGUAUAUAUUGAACGGCUCAUACACAUAUAAAACAACAGUGACACAGACUCGACGUUGCAGACAAGAUGUUUUUGGCAGCCAGUUGGUGUUUGGGCCGCUUCAUGUGGCUACUGCCAAUAUUUACUCUGGGUUGGCUUUUUGUUUCCAUGGCAACAACGUAUGGUAUUGCUGUAGCUUUGAAUCACACAUUUCCAAACUUCCCAUACAUCAGCUAUACUGGAGUGGAGGUCCCAGAAAGAGGAAUAUUCACAUUCUCGAUAGCAGUCACAGCAAUUAUGCUUGCUGCGAAUGCAGAAAUGCGCUUCCUGUUUGUGAAGAAGGUGUUCAGUGAGAAGGAGAUGAACAAAAAAUGGAAGCAGACGAACACGGCAGGCCUUAUUUUGGGUCUUAUUUCCUCCUUCGGUCUUCUGCUCGUUGGUUGCUUUCAGGUUGACGUGAUGAAACCACCACAUUAUUUCGGUGCCUUCCUCUGCUUUGGGGUUGCUAUCGUGUAUCUAUGGUUACAGACAGUUAUAACAUGGAAGCUUAGACAUGUUGCACAGAAAACACAAGAUGGCAAAGUUUGGAGGGCCAUCCGCCUUUUCAUCUGGAUAUGGCAGAUUUUGAACAGUGCAGCUUCCUCUAUUUUACUCAUCUUGUUUUCUGUGUCAAAAGCAACAUAUAAAAUGCAGAGAAAAGCAAAUAUGGGAACAAAAUGGGACACGCUCCGGGGAGUGUUUUUGUUAUCCACCACAACAGAAUGGUUACUCGCCUUCUCUAUCUUGUUUUUUGUGCUAACAUUUAUCCCUGGCUUCAAACGUUUGAAAGACAUCAAAGUAAGAGUGACUCUGGACAAAGGUGACAAGUCCAACCCCGUGUCCAAUGGAGACCCAGAACAGAUGUGCAUAUUGUCGAGACAGGAGGAUCCAAUUGUUAUUUUUAAAGAUGAAGUGGAUCUAAGAAGGCACCAGACCAUGAAUAUGAAUGAAAGAACAACUUUAACAGAUGAAAAGGUUUAGGAGGCAAAUUGAUAUAGAGGCCGGCAUACAGUGUAAAAUUGCCUGAUGGUGUGUCGUCAUCAAAGAUAGAAGAGUCAGACCCACAGGAGCGUAUCUAACAGAACUCCCGGCAAAAUACUCCAAAAAUUCUGGUACCGAGGUCUUGCUUUCACCAAUAUAGUCACCGAAUGUUGAUUACGAUACAUUACAUUAUGAUACAUGUCUAUUUUCUUCUCAAACUUGAGUGUAUUUUGAAAACAUGCACAGAAACAUUUAUAUUGUCUUUUGAUAUCCUUAUCUAAAUUUUCCUUUAAUUAUACCCCCCGCAAUAAGUUGUGUGUGUGGGGGGGGGGGGGGGGGGGGGGGGUAUACUGGAAUCGGGUUGUCCGUCUGUCUGUCCGUCCGUCUGUAGACGCAAUGGUUUCCGGGCUCUAAAGCAUUAUCCUUUCCACCUACCGUCACCAUAUCAUACAUAUGGACUACCCAUGGGAUGAAGAUGUUCCCUAUCGAUUUUGGGGUCAAAAGGUCAAAGGUCAAGCGCAUUGGACAUCGAAGUAGCAAUAUGGUUUCCGGGCUCUAAAGCGUUAUCCUUUCCACCUACCGUCACCAUAUCAUACAUAUGGACUACCCAUGGGAUGAAGAUGUUCCCUAUCGAUUUUGGGGUCAAAAGGUCAAAGGUCAAGCACACUGGACAUCGAAGUAGCAAUAUGGUUUCCGGGCUCUAAAGCGUUAUCUUUUCCACCUACAUUCACCAUAUCAUACAUAUGGACUACCCAUGGGAUGAAGAUGUUCCCUAUUGAUUUUGGGGUCAAAAGGUCAAAGGUCACGCACACUGGACAUCGAAGUAGCAAUAUAAUUCGGUUUGUCAUGCCAUUUGUUUUUUACACUCAGAAAAGAGGUAGUUUAUACCUAUUACCAACACCCUUUGGGAGAUUGGGGUAAGCGGGGGGUAUUCUUAGUGAGCAUUGCUCACAGUACCUCUUGUUUUCUUUUUUAAGUUCAAGGAUUAUGAAACUUUUUUCCUGUAUCUGUGUUGUAAUAAAACACUAAUGCUUAUAUAUGGUCAAAAAAUGGCAUACUUCAGUUUUGGUGUUUAAUAUAAAACAUAAUGUGCAAUAGUUUGAUAAGAGAUAGGUCUUUUCUGGGUGAGAUUGCAUAAAGUGAACUAUUUUUGUAUGGGUAUUUUUGACAGAGUAUAUUUCUCUCAUUAUCUUGCCCGAUUAGCAGAUAGUUAAUGUUGUUGUUAAUCAGUCAGUGAUGUAUGGUACCUUUUAUUGCUGUUAAUGGUUGACUAGAUGUGUCUUUUGAGAAUUCCACCAAGUACUAAAUUUUACUACAUUAGAUUUUUCUACUCCCUGUGCUGUGCAAGAUCCUCCCUCUCAUCAAAUUAUUCCCACCAUGGCAACACAUUUGUAAACAGUUUAAGUAAAGGCAAUAAAAUUAAUAUGGAGGAAGACUCCUGUAGGACUCAAUAGCUGCAAUAAUGAGGCCCUCUCCUAUUUUUUUUUAAUCUGACGUUUUCGGCCAAAAAAAAGUUUUGGAGAAGGCUACAUAAUUGCAGCUAGACUGUGAACUACAUGUUGUAUAUACAAUAUUUUAUUAUUAUUGUCAAGUUUAUUGUUAUGGUUUUGUUUAAGUUUUUCACGUAUCUAAAGUUACAGUAUGUUUAUUUUUGAAAUUGCAUUGUAACAAUGUUUGAUACUUGUCUUAAUGUGAGUGGAUUUAUUUUAUAAAAUUGUCUUCUUUUUUUACCAGGUUUAUCACUGAUUUCAUAUCUUUUAGUUUUUGAUAUGUUCAACUUCGUGCUCAAUACAGCUGUUGUAAAAAUUUAUAAACCCAUUUAUGUAAUGACCUCAGAUUCGAGAUACUAGUAUUUGACCAAUAAACGAUAAAUGUGUAUAGAAAUUUACAAAUAGAACUGGUGCUGCUCGAUUUAAUCCCAAAUAUAUUUCCCAUCUUGCAUAGAUUUUCCUGUAAUACAAUUUUCAGACUUCUGUAACUAAGGAAUAGUUGUUAUUUGUUGUCAAAAUUGGUAUAGGUGUUGUUUAAAGGAUAUUUAAGCAUUCUUCAAAGAUGAAAAUACAGUUCAACUUCGAUAUCUGGAACACCGAUAUAUUAAAUACCAUGGAGAUGUCGAAAGGAUUCGGAAGUCCCAACCAAUUAUACUCUUAAGUAUUUUACCCUCGAUACCUUGAACUCUCAGAUAUCUCAAAGUUUUUUCUCGGUCCCAUUGAGUUCGAAAUAACGAGGUUUGACUGUAUAUAUAUAUAUAUAUAUAUAUAUAGGCAUUUAUUUAUUAUCCCAAAUGUUUUUCUCUUCUUCAAGCAAUUUGAUUAUUCAUACAAAAACAAAUACCAGAUGAUGAAGUAAAUAAGUUCUUCCCAUUUUUGAAUCAUGCAAGACAGCAAAUUUUGUUUUCAUUCAAGAUAACUGAUGUACUGCUAUUAAUUAAACUUAAAGCUUUAUCUUUUUUAGAGGUGUAAAUAUUUGUACAUUAUCCAUUAUUUAUCAUGAUUAAGGUGGUUGUGGCAUUUUCAGGGACAGCAUUUUAACCAUAUGGAAGUAGAUCAAAAACAACUGAUAUAUAAAUAGUACACCCAUUUCUUGACAUUUUUUAAGAAUCGCUUCAAAAAAUGGGUUUGUGACACACUUUGCCCCCAAGCAUGGCUAUAUCUGAUUUUGGCGGCCUUCACCUGGAUGAAUGAUUAUUGUUGUCACUUUGACCUUUUGAUUUAUUAAGUAUCUUAUUUUAUAUAAUUAUCCAUACUUGUAAGCUGCAAGAAAUAGACAGACCUAAAAUGGUUUGUUUUUAGAUUUACAAUCUAGUGAGGACAUGAUAAACACACUUGCAGAAGUCGCUGGUGUUCCAGCAUGUUUUUAUGAUUUUAAAAAGUGAUAAACAUUGUGUUUUGCAUUAAAGAAAAUGAAUUUGGUGAAUGUUCAAAUUUUAUACAGCAGCAUUUUAUAUUCUUUUUAAGAUUUUUAACUCGGUUGUGAUUAGGAUGAAUGUGGUAAUUUGGUUUUAAGAGACAUUUGUUUUCUUCUCGAGGCACGUGUUAAUUCGUACUACACCCUAAAGAUGUGCCUAUCAAGAAUUCAGGUACCCACGUGCCUUAGUAGACAUAAAUGUUAUCGUUAAGAGUUUAUCAAUCCCAAAGUUCUUUAUUUAAGACUCUGAAAAUAUGUAUUAUUGUGACUGUGUAUGUGUUUCUAUGGUAGUGUUUAAAGAAUUGUUGAGAAUGAGAAUUGGCAGUGUUUGUUAGUUGUUGCUGUUAGCAGAUUUUUAUUCAUGUUGACAAUGUAUGAAUCAUGCAUAUUUAUGUAUAUUUAAAGGAAAAAUCAACCCAAUUAAUAUGUGUUUUCUGUAUUAUUGUAGUUGGGUGGUUUUCCCCCAGCCUCAGCCUUUUUUCAACAUUAAGCACCCACUGCCCAUAUGUAAGCAAUUUCUAAUGCAAUAGUUAGAACUUAAAAUGGUUUAACUUUAAUUUCACUGCUGUUUUGUAUUAAAUGUUUUAACAUGUCAUGCACUGCUAUAAGUAUACAGAAGACUGCUUCAGAAGCCAAGCUGAACCAAGCUGUGAUGGAGCUUCUGUGUAUGUGUGUGGUUUUUAUUUCAAAUGAUGCACAUUAUUUUCAAAUUCUUCUUGCCAAAUGUUCAUGGGUUCAGAGGAAAUAUGUAUGAUUGUAUUCUUGUGUUUAUGUCGUUAUGAUUCAUGUGCAGACAUUUUAUAUUUGCUGUAAUGGUUAUGAAGAUCAAGAUUUUGACUCUGUUUAGUGAAAUAGAUUGUCAUAUUUUAAACACAACCAAAUACCAUAGAAUAUAUUUUAAUUCUACUAUAUUAUAUAAGAUAACAGAAUGAGACAUUUGGUCCAUGACAUUAUUUUUUUUUACUUUUUAGCUCACCUGAGUCAAAGGCUCAAGUGAACUUUUCUGUUCAAAAGUUGUGCAUUAAUUAUCAAGAGUAUCAUGAAUGGAAUUCAAGGUUUAGCAUAUAAAGGGCCAUGUCCCCUUCCAAAGAGAGAUAAUCAUAAAAUUAGAUGGGGCAUUUUAAGAAAAAGCUCGAGAAUUACUGAACCAGAAAAGUUAGGAUUUUUGUUAAAGCUUCGUAAUAUGGUGGUCAGACGAGUUCCAUCGCUGCUGGCCAGACAGCUCAGUUGAUAGAGCACCUAACUAGAGAUUCAGGGGGACUAGGUUCAAAUCUUGGUCUGAUCCGUUGCAUUUCUCCCUUUCUGUUACAGUACAUAAUAUAAUGAAGUUUCAAAAUUGUUAAACUUAAAACCAGACAGAACCACAAAUGGGGAUCCACGCUUUACAUAGCAAUCUAAAGGAAAUUUCUUUUAAAAUCUUUUUCAAAAACCAUAAAGGUACAAUAUUUAUAGGUUAUAGACUUUGUAUGGGAAAAUAUGACGACCGAGUUUUUUGGUGCGUAGACGGACCGAGCUUGCAAGGUCCGUUCGCGACAAAAAACGAGGUCGUCAUAUUUCCCAUACAAAGUGUAUAACCUUUUUAUUAUAUACUUUCAAUUUCAUUUAGAAACUAACAAUAAUUUUAUUUUUAACAAUAACUUUAUCGGUUUAACUGAGUAAAAGAUGAAAAACACGAAAAAUUUGAAAAUUAACAGCGUAGAAAUUUGAUUGUGACGUAAUGUUUGCGGGCCGGAAUGUUUCCGGGCAUAUAUCGUGUGAUAUAUGCCCGCAAACUUUUAAAGAAAAAAGAAGAGAUGAAAUUGAAAGUAUAUAAUAAGAAAUAUUAACAUUCAUGUAUAUACACUCGGUAGAUUUUUUAUUCAUCAGAUAUGUGGUAGAGUUUUAAAUGUAAGCGUAAAUGACAUACAUCAGUUAGCUGUCCUUGGCAUGAUGCCAAACUACAAUUUGGUUGGGUGGCAUAUUGAUUGCAGAAAAGUGUCAAUUUUCCCCAAUCUAAAAUAUUUGUCAUCUUCUAAAUGCAAAAAUAAAAGUUUUUGUAAAUUUUCCAAGAUGUUUUUCAGUGAAUUAUCGAAAGAAACAAACUCCAGACUUUUCCACCAAUCAAAAAAAUCAAGUGACCACCUGUCGUUGGUAUUCCAUUUAGCAUUUCCCCUUUAUGUUAAUGUGUGUAUCAUAGCCUCAUAAGGCAUUCUACAGUUACAUGUAUAGGUCUGUUGAUGUUCAUGUAAACAGUGAUAUUGUUUGGAGAGAUGACGAUCGCAGCUUUGUAGGAAAUUUGCAUUACACACUCACUGGAAUACACAUCAUGACCACAAAAUUAUACACUUCAUUGUUUAAAUGAAGGCACCUUCGUUUAUUAAUGAUUGAGGUCCGGGGCCCCAUGGCUUGGAUGUGGAUGUAAGAGGGUAUAGAUCUUCGUUUAUUAAUGAUUGAGGUCCGGGGCCCCAUGGCGUGGAUGUAAGAGGGUUAGAUCUUGGGAUUAUUUGGAAAUUUACCCCCAAAAAUUUCUUUGAAAUUGAUAUGCAAGCAUCUUCAUGUAGUGUUCAAUUAAGUUUGUACAUACCAAUAUGACACCUAGGCCAAAGGUCAAGCCACAGUUUGGCUGCAAAUGUAAUGAAACUUAUUUAAAAUCAAAUAAAAAAUCAAAAUGGUAGUUGAGUAUGGUCGAGUCAAUUUAUCAAGAUGCAAGAUAAUUUAUGAGGCUAUACAUAUUUAUGGUGGUGCCGUAAUUAGGAUUUCGAGUUUUACACUAGGAAAUGAAUUGCUUGGGUGAGUGAUCUGGCCCAUGGGCCUCUUGUUUAUCCUUUACAUGAAUUCCCCCAUUAUACAAUAACAUAUUGUGUAAUGUACUCUAGCUUUUUAUAUAGAUCCAAUAAUUAUUGACCUCUGCAAUUGCCAAAAAAAAAAAAAAAAAUCCCCACAUUGCUCAUAAUGUGUAUCACUUCAUGUCAGAGAAUACUAUAUACUUUAUUUGCUGUUUUCUUUGUAUCAAAUGAUACUGGUAGUGUAGCAGUAUACAUAAGACCUGGUGUAUGUUUAUAGUCUCUGAAUCAAUCUGGGUGGAGGCAGUGUGUUCUAUAUAAUUGUGACGUGUUCAUUUGAUAAGUUGUUUGGUAUUAAGUUUUGCUUCAUUCUCAAUCUUGAGAUUUAAGAUUGAAAUGUGCUCAGGGCUAUUCCAGCAAAGAAAAAAAUAUGGGGGGAGGGAAGGCACUUUAUUUUUAAGACCGCCACCCAUAAAAUUAAAUUUUCCUCUGCUACCACCACUCAUACAAAUAGAUUCUCCCCUGCCACUACCACCCAUACAAAUAGAAUUAAGAAUUCAAUACUGAAAUCACCUGUAUAUUAAGAUUUUCCUUUAAAGGUAGAGUUCAGUUUCAACAAGUUCAUAUUGGUCUUAAUCCUAUGUGCAUGCAACUAUUUUUUAGAUAAGCCAGAAUUUGUGGUGAUUUAUAUGAACAAAUUACCCGACUUUAGAUGAAUUUUCAGACUACAUUAAUGUGAAUAAAUAUUCAAACAUUGAUAUUGUAAUUUGUGAUCCAUUCUCUAGCCAAACUCAGACUGUAAUGUCAUCUUAAGCAUGUUGAUUUUAAUAGUUAACAGAAGGUUCGCUCAUACCAAAAUUAUUACACUACCGUAGUGUCCAGUUGUUUAGCAUUUGGUCUUUUAGCCGUGUUGUAGGUUUGAACCUUGCCCUUGGUAUAGGCCUAUGUGUGUUAAAACAGGUUGUACAUGUUGGUGUUUCAGACAUCACAACAUUCUGAGAAAAUUUGGGCAUUUUUAAAAAAAACUUUACAUGAGUACGGAUAUCAUUAUUACCUUGAAAGACCUGACAAUAAUUGCCUAAGCCAUUGGCUGAAAAAAUGUGGAAACGCAUUUCGGUGGGCUUAUGGCUGCAACUUCUUUUUUAACUCGUACAUAUAUUUUCUUCUCGUUCCCUUUCGAGUUUGCUAAAAAUAUCCCUUAAUAGAUCAUAUCUGGAGAUGGUGUUACUUCUAAUCAUGUCACUCCCAACAGAAAACAUUUUGUUUUCAUUUAUUAUUGUUGUCAUUUCUACACAAACUGAAACAUUUUUUUUGAAUAGUUAUCUGCCCAUUUAUCAAUCUUUUUUCGUACAUAAUGUAGGAUGGCUCCGCUUUUCUUCUUCCUCUUCUUUUAAAAUGAAAGAAAUUUAGCAACAGGAUACAGACUCUGUAAUGUCUUCAUUUUUAUCAUAAUUCACUAGCACCCAUAUUACUUUUAACCUAGAAGACAACCACCCAUACAAAUACAUUUUCCCAACUCACCACUACCCAUACAAAUACAUUUUCCCAAAUCACCCCCACCCAUCCAAAAAAAUAUCAACUGCCUUCCCUCCCCCCAUACAUUUUUUGCUGGAAUAGCCCUAUCUCAGAAGCUGGUUGUAUUCAUUGUAACUGUUGGUAACUAUAAGACUCAUGAGAGCAUGUUAGAUCAUUCAUUGUAACUGUUGGUAACUAUAAGACUCGUGAGAGCAGGUUAAAUCAUUCAUUGUAACUGUUGGUAACUAUAAGACUCGUGAGAGCAGGUUAAAUCAUUCAUUGUAACUGUUGGUAACUAUAAGACUCGUGAGAGCAGGUUAGAUCAUUGUAACUGUUGGUAACCAAGACUCGUGAGAGCAGGUUAGAUCAUUCUCUGUUGUAUCAGUCAUCCAUCUUUUGUAUGUACAGGUAGUUUGUAUUAUAUAUACAAAUUUUUAAGUCAAUAAAUUUAUUACUAUUUUA
Messenger RNA from Ostrea edulis (European flat oyster), 8764 nucleotides. Its product is annotated as DNA damage-regulated autophagy modulator protein 2-like. The record is from RefSeq and is a predicted model, not a curated record. Bases 186 to 1118 code for a protein of 310 amino acids. Lineage: Eukaryota; Metazoa; Mollusca; Bivalvia; Ostreida; Ostreidae. The transcript is spliced from 10 exons.